This is a messenger RNA of Rotaria sp. Silwood1, 2700 nucleotides long. The record is from the annotation of a GenBank genome assembly. Lineage: Eukaryota; Metazoa; Rotifera; Eurotatoria; Philodinida; Philodinidae.
AUGGAUGUUGAAGAAAAACUAAUAAAUAAUACUGGAAUAUUGCAAUAUGAAAAUGAAAUUAUUUUACAGUUAUAUCAUGAAGAUGGAUUGCUUAUAUUAGCUAGAGGUCUUGGGCUGGAAAGAAUAUUUUGUGAAAUAAUGAAACUAUAUUGUGCCGAACAUAAUCUUGUUUUUAUAAUGGGUUGUACUGAUGUUGAACAAACAUAUUUCAUUGAACAACUUAUCAAUGAUGGUAUCGAUCCUGCACCACGUAUUAUAACUGCAGAUAUAUCAAUUCAAGAUCGAAAAGAACUUUACGUUCAAGGUGGACUUUUCUUUGCUACUGCACGUAUUUUAACAGUUGAUCUAUUAACUGAUCGUAUUCCAAUUGAUUUAAUAACUGGUUUAUUAGUUUAUCGUGCUCAUCGAAUAACUGAUUCAUCAUCAGAAUCAUUUAUAGUUCGUUUAUAUCGUCAUAAAAAUAAAACUGGUUUUAUAAAAGGUUUUAGUGAUUCAUCAUUAGAUUUUACACGUGGUUAUAAUCAAUUAGAAUGUGUUAUGAAAAAUUUAUUUCUUCGUAAUGUUUAUUUAUAUCCAAGAUUUCAAGUAACAAUUCGUUCAACAUUUGAAAAUUGUUCACCUGAUGUUAUUGAAUUACAAGUACCAUUAACAUUAUUAAUGACAGAUAUUCAAGUAUCAUUAAUGGAAUUAAUAAAUGUAUGUUUACAAGAACUUCGUUCAUCAACAACAUGGAUUGAUAAUGAUCUAUUAACUGUUGAUCAAGCAAUAUUAAAUUCUUUUGAACGUUUAAUACAUUUACAAUUACAACCAAUAUGGAAUCAAGUUAGUUUAAGAACAAAACAAUUAUUAAAUGAUAUAAAAACUUUACGAUUAUUUGUACUUUAUUUAACACAAUAUGAUUGUGUAACAUUUUAUAAUGCUGUACAAGCUGUUUUUAUUAAUGAAAAAUUAUAUGGUUCACGUGGAAAAAAUAUUCAUUCAUCACAAGGAUCAACAGGUAGUUGGCUUUAUUUACCAGCUGCUGAAAGAUUAUUAAUGGCAUCGAAAUGCCGAGUAUUUGGUGAAACAACUAAAAAACAAGUUCAACAAACAAAAGAAAAUGAAGAACCACCAAAACUUGAAGAAAAUCCGAAAUUAAAACUUGUUUCUGAUGUACUUCAAGAAAUUCGAGAAAAUGAAGAUAAUAAAUUAUUAGGACCUCCAGUUACAUUAAUUGUAUGUGCAGAAGAUCGAGCAUGUUCACAAUUGAAACAGUAUCUUUUGUUAGGUGGAAGAGUUAUGCUCGAACGUUUAUUAGAACAAACUCUUAAUGCAUCAAAUACAAAUGAAACAACAAAAGAAAGUGAAACAAAAAAAACAAUGGAAAAGAAAGGAAAGAAAACACGAACAACAACCGAUACAAAAGAAGAAGAAGAAGAAUCAAAUGAGAAUUCCAAUGUCGAUAAUAAACCUGAAAUAGAAGGGAUUGAAGGUGGCUAUGUCAUUGAAGAUGAUGAUGGAUUUACAAGUCCAUCGACAACAAUUCUUUAUCCAUUUAGUGGAAAUAUUGAUAAUCAUUUUGUACUAGGAAAAAUUUUACUUAAAUAUCGUCCACGUUUUGUUAUAUUAUAUGAUGCAUCAUUAACAUUUGUUAGACAACUUGAAGUUUUCAAAGCAACAAAUCCUGAACAUCCAUUACGUAUUUAUUUUCUUCUUUAUGGAAAAUCAAUUGAAGAACAACGAUAUUUAUUAAGUGUAAAAAAAGAAAAAGAAGCAUUUGAAAAUCUUGUUCGAGAAAAAGCAUCUAUGGUAAUACCCGAAGAACGUGAAGGACGUGAUGAAUAUAAUCCAUUAUUAAGUCGUGAUCCAACUCCAGCUAAUCAACAAGCAUAUGGAGUUGGAGCAGCUUCUACAAUUGAUCAAAGUGAUACAAGACGUGGUGGUUUAUUUCCUAUGACAACAAUUUCAAAUAUUCGUCCAAAAGUUAUUGUUGAUAUGCGUGAAUUUCGAAGUGAACUUCCAUCAUUAAUAUGGAAACGUGGUAUUGAUAUAGAACCAGUUACACUUGAAGUUGGAGAUUAUAUUUUAACACCUGAAAUAUGUAUUGAAAGAAAAAGUGUUUCGGAUUUAAUUGGUUCAUUAAAUAAUGGUCGAUUAUAUCAACAAGCUUUACAAAUGACAAGAUUUUAUAAAAGACCAAUGUUACUUAUUGAAUUUGAUCAAAAACAAGCAUUUCAUCUAGCUAAUAAACAAAGAUAUAAUUCAUCAUCAGAAUUUAGUUCACAUGAUAUAACAUCCAAAUUAGCUUUAUUAACAAUGCAUUUUCCAAAAUUAAGAAUUUUAUGGUGUCCAUCACCACAUGCUAGUGCAGAAUUAUUUGAAGAUCUUAAAAGAGAUCGAGAAGAACCCGAUACAAAAAGUGCUAUGUUAGUAACAGCUGAAUCAGAAUUACUUGAUAAUGAUGAACGAUAUAAUACCAUUGCACAGGAUCUUUUAAUACGUAUGCCCGGUGUAACAUUUAAAAAUUAUAAAUUAAUAAUGAAUAAUGUUGAAAACUUACGUGCAUUAAGUCAAUUGAGUGAAAAUGAAUUAACAACAAUAAUGGGAAAUUCUAAACAAGCAUCAUUACUCUAUAAUUUUAUUCAUAAACAAAAAGGUGAUCUUGUUCUUGAUAUUAAAACUAAAGCAACAUCGAAUAAUAUAUGGAAAAAACGUCGAUAG